CCCCCGGCCUGCCCAAGUCCCCGGCCGGUCCCCACAGCCACCCGGCGCGACGCAGCGCUCCCACCCCCGGCCUCCGCCCGGCGCCGCUGUCCCGGUGCUUUGUUCGCGGCCGGCGCGGGUCGCAGGGCGCCGGGCGGGCGGGGCGGGCCCCCGUGGGGGAGGGGCAGCGCUGCCCGGCCCCGCCCCCGCCCCGCCCCCGCGCCGCCCGCGCUCCUGCCGCCUCCCGGGGCUGCGUCCCGUCCUGUCCAGUCCGGUCCCCGGCGCGGCCCGGCCCGCGCGCUCUCCCGGCCGCCUUCCGCCGUCUUCGGCUGCGCCAUGGCCAGCCUGCGGCCGUCCGGCCCGGCUCCGUUGCGGCCACUGCUGCUGCUCCUGGUGGUGGCCGCGCACACCCUGCCCAGCGCCGGCGGGACGUGCCCGGAGCGCGCGCUGGAGCGGCGCGAGGAGGAGGCGAACGUGGUGCUCACCGGCACGGUGGAGGAGAUCCUCAACGUGGACCCGGUGCAGCACACGUACUCCUGCAAGGUUCGGGUCUGGAGGUACUUGAAGGGCAAAGAUGUGGUGUCCCAGGAGAGCCUGCUGGACGGCGGCAACAAGGUAGUCAUUGGCGGCUUUGGAGACCCCCUCAUCUGUGACAACCAGGUGUCCACCGGGGACACCAGGAUCUUCUUUGUGAACCCAGCACCCCCCUACCUGUGGCCAGCCCAUAAGAAUGAGCUAAUGCUCAACUCUAGCCUCAUGCGGAUCACCCUGCGGAACCUGGAGGAGGUGGAGUUUUGUGUAGAAGACAAACCUGGGACCCACUUCACACCAGCACCUCCCAUGCCUCCUGACGCGUGCAGGGGAAUGCUGUGUGGCUUUGGCGCUGUGUGUGAGCCCAGUGCCGAGGACCCAGGCCGGGCCUCCUGCGUGUGCAAGAAGAGCGCCUGCCCUGCUGUCGUGGCGCCCGUGUGUGGCUCCGACGCCUCCACCUACAGCAGCGAGUGUGAGCUGCAGCGUGCCCAGUGCCACCUGCAGCGGCGCAUCCGUCUGCUGCGACGGGGGCCCUGUGGGUCCCGGGACCCCUGCUCCAACGUGACCUGCAGCUUUGGCAGCACCUGCGCACCCUCCGCCGACGGGCAGACCGCCUCCUGCCUGUGUCCCACCACCUGCCGUGGGGCCCCGGAGGGCACCGUGUGUGGCAGCGACGGCGUGGACUACCCCGGGGAGUGCCAGCUGCUGCGCCGGGCAUGCGCACGCCAGGAAAACAUCUUUAAGAAGUUUGACGGCCCCUGUGACCCCUGCCAGGGAGCCCUUGCUGACCUGAGCCGCAUCUGCCGCGUGAACCCGCGCACUCGGCGCCCCGAGAUGCUCCUGCGCCCAGAGAGUUGCCCUCCCCGGGGCUCACCUGUGUGCGGGGACGACGGGGUCACCUAUGCAAACGAUUGCGUCAUGGGCCACUCCGGGGCUGCCCGUGGCCUGCUCCUGCAGAGAGUGCGCUCUGGCCAGUGCCAGCCUCAAGACCAGUGCCCCGAGGCCUGCCAGUUUGGUGCCGUGUGCCUGUCCCGCCGUGGCCGCCCCCGCUGCUCCUGCGACCGCGUGACCUGUGAGGGGGCCUACAGACCCGUGUGCGCCCAGGACGGGCACACGUACGACAACGACUGCCGGCGCCAGCAGGCCGAGUGCCGGCGGCAGCGAGCCCUCCCUGCCAGGCACCAGGGCCCGUGUGACCAGGCUCCCUCCCCGUGCCGCGGGGUGCAGUGUGCAUUCGGGGCGACAUGCACCGUGAAGAACGGGGAGGCUGCAUGCGAGUGCCGGCAGGCCUGCUCCGGCGUCUACGACCCUGUGUGUGGCAGCGACGGCAUCACCUACGGCAGCACGUGCGAGCUGGAGGCCAUGGCCUGUGCCCUUGGGCGAGAUAUCCAGGUGGCCCGCAGAGGACCAUGUGACCCAUGCGGGCAGUGCCGUUUCGGAGCCCUGUGCGAGGCCGAGACCGGGCGCUGCGUGUGCCCCUCUGAGUGCGUGGCCUCAGCCCAACCCGUGUGCGGUUCUGACGGGCACACGUAUGCCAGUGAGUGUGAGCUGCACGUCCACGCCUGCACACACCAGAUCAGCCUGCACGUGGCGUCCGCCGGACACUGCCAGACCUGUGGAGACGCCGUGUGUGCCUUUGGGGCCGUGUGCUCGGCCGGGCGGUGCGUGUGUCCUCGGUGUGAGCGCCCUCCACUCGGCCCCGUGUGCGGCAGUGACGGCGUGACCUACCGCAGUGCCUGUGAGCUACGGGAGGCCGCCUGCCGACAGCAGAGACAGAUCGAGGAGGCCCGGGCCGGGCCCUGUGAGCAGGCCGAGUGUGGCUCAGGAGACGCAGGCUCCGGGGAGGACGGCGAGUGCGAGCAGGAGCGGUGCAGGCAGCGCGGCGGGGUGUGGGAUGAGGACUCCGAGGACGGACCGUGCGUCUGCGACUCCAGCUGCCAGGGUGUCCUCAGGAGCCCGGUCUGCGGCUCGGAUGGGGUCACCUACGGCAGCGAGUGUGACCUGAAGAGGGCCAGGUGCGAGUCACAGGGAGAGCUGUACAUCGCAGCUCAGGGACCCUGCCGUGGCCUCACCUUGGCCCCACUGUUGCCUGCAGCCCCUCCUCACUGUGCCCAGGCCCCCUACGGAUGCUGCCAGGAUAAUGUCACUGCUGCCCGGGGCGUGGGCCUGGCCGGCUGCCCUAGCACUUGCCAGUGCAACCCGCAUGGUUCCUACGGAGGCACCUGUGACCCAGCCACAGGCCAGUGUUCUUGCCGGCCAGGUGUGGGUGGCCUCAAGUGUGACCGAUGUGAGCCUGGUUUCUGGAACUUCCGUGGCAUUGUGACUGACAGCCGGAGCGGCUGCACUCCCUGCAGCUGUGACCCCUGGGGCGCCGUGCGGGACGACUGUGAGCAGAUGACUGGGCUGUGCUCCUGUAAGCCAGGCGUUGCUGGUCCUAAGUGUGGGCAGUGUCCCGAUGGCCGUGCCCUGGGCCCCACUGGCUGUGAAGCAGCUCCCUCGGCCCCGGUGACCUGUGCAGAGAUGCGCUGUGAGUUUGGUGCUUCCUGUAUAGAAGAGGCAGGUUCUGCCCGCUGCGUCUGCCCAGCCCUCACCUGCCCAGAGGCCAAUGCCACCAAGGUCUGCGGGUCAGAUGGCAUCACCUACGGCAGUGAGUGCCAGCUGAAGACCAUCGCCUGCCGCCAGGGCUUGGACAUCUCCACCCAGAGCCUCGGCCCUUGCCCGGAGGCUGUUGCUCCUGGCGCUCACCCGACAUCCAGGUCCACCACAGCCACGGGGCACUUGCCAAGCAAGCCUCUGCUGCCCCCACCCAGCGUCCUCCCCGUGGCUCCCAGCAGCACCCCCCAAAGCCAGCCCACCCCUCCAGCCAUGUUACGACCUCGGACUACCGCCAGCAUCCCCAAGACCGGCUCUCGGCCCGCGCUGACCAUGCCACCCACAGCGUCCUCCACUGCAGCCAGCCUUGCCACGUCUGCCUUCGGGGAGUCCGGCAGCACUGACGGGAGUGGUGAUGAGGAACUAAGCGGGGACCAGGAGGCCAGUGGGGGAGGUUCUGGGGGACUGGAGCUCCCCAUGGACAGCAGCGUGGUGACACAUGGGCCACCCAUUGAGAGGGCUUCCUGCUACAACUCUCCUUUGGGCUGCUGUUCAGAUGGCAAGACACCCUCACUGGAUGCAGAGGGCUCCAACUGUCCUGCCACCAAGGCAUACCAGGGCGUGCUGGAGCUGGAGGGGGUCGAGGGGCAGGAGCUGUUCUACACACCUGAAAUGGCCGACCCCAAGUCAGAGCUGUUUGGGGAGACCGCCAGGAGCAUCGAGAGCACCCUGGACGACCUGUUUCGGAACUCAGAUGUCAAAAAGGACUUCCGGAGUGUCCACCUGCGGGACCUGGGGCCUGGCAGAUCUGUCCGUGCCAUUGUGGAUGUGCACUUUGACCCCACCACAGCCUUCAGGGCCCAGGAUGUGGGCCGGGCCCUGCUCCGCCAGAUCCAGGUGUCCAGGCGCCGGGCCCUGGUGGUAAGGAGGCCUCUGCAGGAACAUGUGCGAUUCAUGGACUUUGACUGGUUUCCUGCAUUCAUGGGGGCCACAACAGGAGCCACCGCUGCUGUGGCCACAGCCAGAGCUACCACUGUGGGCCGACCACCUUCCUCAGUGACCCCUCGGGCCUACCCCAGUCACACCAGCAGGCCCACUGGAAGGACCACAGCACCCCCACACACACACCGGCCUCCCACCACAGCUCCUGGCCAUAUUGCCGGACACUGGCCUUUGUUCCUCAGUCCCCAGCAGCACCCAAGGUCCUGCGACUCUCAGCCCUGCCUGCAUGGGGGGACCUGUCAGGACCAGGACUCUGGCAGGGGCUUCACCUGCAGCUGCCCAGCAGGCAGGGGAGGCACCUUCUGUGAGGAUGUGCUACACUCCUCUGUCUCUGUGCCCGCCUUUGCGGGCAGCUCCUUCCUGGCCUUCCCCACUCUCCGUGCAUACCACACGCUGCGCCUGGCACUGGAAUUCCGGGCGCUGGAGCCUCAGGGUCUGCUGCUUUACAAUGGCAACGCGCGGGGCAAGGACUUCCUGGCGCUGGCGCUAGUGGGUGGGCGUGUGCAGCUCAGGUUUGACACAGGCUCUGGACCAGCAGUGCUGACCAGCUCAGUACCUGUGGAACCAGGCCGGUGGCACCGCCUCGAGCUAUCACGGCACUGGCGCCAAGGCACACUGUCUGUGGAUGGUGAGGCCCCUGUUCUGGGGGAGAGCCCCAGUGGAACGGAUGGCCUCAACCUGGAUACCGACCUCUUUGUGGGCGGAGUCCCAGAGGACCAGGCUGACGUGGCCCGUGAGCGGACCUCUGUUGGCGUGGGUCUGAAGGGCUGCAUCCGCCUGCUGGAUGUCAACAACCAGCGCCUGCAGCUCGGCCUCUGGCAGGGGGUUGUGUCCCGAAGUUCCAGCGUGGGAGAGUGUGGAGAGCACCCCUGCCUGCCCAGCCCCUGCCGUGGUGGGGCGCCAUGCCAGGCCCUGGAAGCCGGCAUGUUCCACUGCCAGUGUCCACCUGGCCGCUUUGGCCCAACCUGUGCAGAAGAGAAGAGCCCCUGCCAGCCAAACCCCUGCCAUGGUACAGCCUCCUGCCGUGUGCUGCCCACGGGCGGAGCCCAGUGCGAGUGUCCCCCGGGGCGUGGAGGCACCCUCUGCCAGACAGUGUCUGAGAGGGAUGGUAGUGCCCAGCCCUUCCUGGUGGACUUCAGUGGCUUUUCCUACCUGGAGCUGAGAGGCUUACACACCUUCGAAAGAGACCUGGGGGAGAAGAUGGCUCUGGAGGUGGUGUUCCUGGCCCGAGGCCCCAGCGGCUUGCUCCUGUACAACGGGCAAAAGACAGAUGGCAAGGGGGACUUUGUGUCAUUGGCCCUGCAUGACCAGCACCUGGAAUUCCGCUAUGACCUGGGCAAAGGGGCCGCGGUCAUCAGGAGCAAGGAGCCCAUAGCCCUAGGCACCUGGACCAGGGUCUUGGUGGAGAGAAAUGGCCGCAAGGGUGCCCUGCGUGUGGGUGAUGGGCCCCGCGUGCUGGGGGAGUCCCCGAAAUCCCGCAAGGUGCCACACAGUAUGCUCAACCUGAAGGAGCCACUCUACGUCGGGGGUGCCCCCGACUUCAGCAAGCUUGCUCGGGCAGCGGCAGCAUCCUCGGGCUUCGACGGUGCCAUUCAGCUGGUCUCCUUGGGAGGCCGCCAGCUGCUGGCCCAGGAGCACGUGCUGCGUUCGGUGGACGUCUCACCCUUUGUAGACCACCCUUGUACCCAGGCCUCGGGCCACCCCUGCCUCCACGGCGCUGCCUGUCUCCCGAAGGAAGCCGCCUACACGUGCCUGUGCCCCGCGGGCUUCUCGGGGCUGCACUGCGAGCAGGGGCUGGUCGAGAAGGCCGCAGGGGACCUGGAGGCACUGGCCUUUGAUGGGAGGACCUACAUCGAGUACCUCAACGCUGUAACUGAGAGCCCCGAAACUCCGGAUUCCGGGGCCCUAAGCAGCGAAAAAGCACUGCAGACCAACCAUUUCGAACUGAGCCUGCGCACGGAGGCCACGCAGGGGCUGGUGCUGUGGAGUGGCAAGGCCACUGAGCGGGCAGACUACAUGGCACUAGCCAUCGUGGAUGGACACCUGCAGCUGGCCUAUGACCUGGGCUCUCAGCCUGUGGUCCUGCGCUCCACUGUGAGGGUCAACACCAACCGCUGGUUGCGAGUCAGGGCUCACAGGGAGCAGAGAGAAGGGUCCCUUCAGGUGGGCAACGAGGCCCCUGUGACUGGCUCCUCCCCACUGGGUGCCACACAACUGGACACAGAUGGAGCCCUUUGGCUGGGAGGCCUGCAGAAGCUGCCUGUGGGCCAGGCCCUGCCAAAGGCCUAUGGAACAGGUUUUGUGGGCUGCCUGCGGGAUGUGGUGGUGGGCCGGCGUCCACUGCACCUGCUGGAGGAUGCCCUUGCCAAGCCAGAGCUGCGGCCCUGUCCCACCUCCUAAACUGACACCAGAGACUUCCACCCACCCUACUGUAAUUAUUUUCUAUUUUUGUAAACGUGUUGGUUUUUGAUAUGAUUUUCUUGCCUGUGUGUUGGCCAGAGAAACCACUGGCCUAUCCUCCCUUCCGUCCAGGCAGCUGGACUGCAGAGACAAACUGGUGCCAGUGGGUGUGCAGCUCUGGACAUGCCCCUCUCUUGAGGCACCACACCAACCUCUGCACUGUGUCCCUGCGUGUCUGCCCCACUGUCCCUUCUGUUCCCUGGUCCACCGGCAGCCCCUACUGCCCCAUGUCACCCCUGCCACACUGGAAAAAGCCUGUGUCCCAGAGCAAGAGGGGGCUGCUGAGGCCUGAGGGGCCCUUCCACUGAGCACACCCUGUGGGACCUUCCUAGGUCCUUCCUAAGCUGCUGUCCUUCCUGUGUGCUUUGGGCAGCCUCACCCAGGCUAGCCCAGACCCCAGGCUCCCGUGCCAGUACUGUGACUUAGAAAUGGUGUCGCCAUUGGUAUCAGGCUCUGCCCACAGACAUGGCCAUCCCUCCCCAACUCCAGGCCCCGUGAGCAGCCCCUGAGAGGGAAUGGACCACUGGACGUGAUGUGGUUGACCUCCAUUGCCUGUGUCUUCCUGUAGGGUGAUGGAUGUCCAGGUCUGACCACCAAACAUGUUCUUGGAGCAUUGGUUUUAUUUGGUGCCCAGAGCAGAAGAGCUGUUUUUUCUUUCCUGUCCUGACCCCAGGGCAUUUAAGGGCUACUCCCAGCUGCCUCAUCAGUGCCAGUGUGAGAAGUGGUCAUAUUUAUCUGAGAAUGACCAGGGACUGGCCAGCGUCUGAGCAAGGCCAAAGUGCAGGUGCAGGGGCAGAGGUGGCCACAGAGCCAGAAAUGCCUUAAACUGCAACGUCCUGUCCCCUGCUCCCUGCCUGGAUGCCCUUCCCAGAUAACAGUGGUGGGGUAGCAGCCUGGCCAUCCUCGGCUGGGGGAGGGCCUGCGGGGAGCAGCACUGGUGUACCCUUACUAACUCCAGUAUGUGUUCAUGUCAAGCACCGUGAAAUAAAGUCUGGA
Molecule: messenger RNA, 7560 nt
Organism: Sciurus carolinensis (gray squirrel)
Lineage: Eukaryota; Metazoa; Chordata; Mammalia; Rodentia; Sciuridae
Gene: Agrn
Product: agrin
Exons: 38
Coding region: 316-6504 (2062 amino acids)
Biological process (GO): G protein-coupled acetylcholine receptor signaling pathway; receptor clustering
Molecular function (GO): laminin binding; calcium ion binding
Source: RefSeq, a predicted model, not a curated record